GGGCGGGGCGCCGCGGCCGCGCCGGAAGCGGGCCGGGCCGGGCCGGGGCGGAAGGUGGCGGCGGUUCCGAUGGCGGAGGCGGAGGCGAUGAGCUUCGCGUGGCCCUGGCAGUACAGCUUCCCGCCCUUCUUCACGCUGCAGCCCAACGGCGAGACGAGGCAGAAGCAGCUGUCGGCCUGGUGCGCGCUGGCGCUGGCGUACAGCCGGCGGCACCGCCUGCCCGCCAUGACGGUGCGGGAGGCGCAGGACAUCCCGCUCUUCGCCAACAGCCGCCUCCAGCGGAAGCUGCCGCUGGAAUCCAUCCAGGUGGUGCUGGAGGAGCUCCGCAAGAACGGGAACCUGGAAUGGUUAGAUAAGAACAAAACCAGCUUUCUGAUCAUGUGGAGGAGACCAGAAGAAUGGGGAAAGCUCAUCUAUCAGUGGGUGUUGAGGAAUGGCCUGACCAACUCUGUGUUCACGCUGUACGAACUGGCCAGUGGGGAUGAUACCGAGAGCGAAGAGUUCCAUGGGUUGGAUGAGGCUAUGCUGCUCCGUGCCCUGCAAGCCUUGCAGCAGGAGCACAAGGCUGAAAUUAUCACGCUGGAUGACGGCCGAGGCGUCAAGUUCUUCUGACAGGAGGCCCCUUCCCUUCCCCAGCUGCAGUCUUCAGUCUCGCUGACAAGGGUCGCUCCCUGGGCCUGGAUUCACACCCUGACUGCAAGUAGCUGCAUCCUCAGGAUUUCUUGGGGCAAGGAGAGUCUGUGAACCCUUCUGAAGACAUGACUUAGAAAUAUCCCAAGAUCCUCUGUCUGUCUGUUCUUCCUCUUGAUGUGCUUGAGAGGCUAAAGCUGCUCCAAGCAGUUCUGAGAGGGACCACCCAGUAGUGAAACACUGGGGCUGCUGCUGGUCCCUCUUCCUGUGACAGCCUCGGAGCAGUCCCAGCUGGCUGGUUGAGCUCAUCCUCAAAGGGCCCCCCAUCCCUCUGCCAGCCACGUGCCUGGGCCCCCCGGUCCCACUGCAGUGCCCAGGGGUGAGGCAGGAGCAGGGGACUGGCUGUGGCUGCUGUGCUGUGGAGGCCCUCAAUGGCAGAAGGAAAUGCACUUACUGCCAAACGGGCUGGGGGAUGCCAAGGAACUAAUUUCAGGUGAUUAAAAUGAAAUGUAUUUAUAGAGCA
Pseudopipra pipra is the source of this 1153-nucleotide messenger RNA. It is a transcript of the gene VPS25, whose product is annotated as vacuolar protein sorting 25 homolog. Gene Ontology annotation, biological process: protein transport to vacuole involved in ubiquitin-dependent protein catabolic process via the multivesicular body sorting pathway. Gene Ontology annotation, molecular function: structural molecule activity; protein homodimerization activity. The transcript has 6 exons. Lineage: Eukaryota; Metazoa; Chordata; Aves; Passeriformes; Pipridae. Gene Ontology annotation, cellular component: ESCRT II complex. Bases 70 to 612 code for a protein of 180 amino acids. The record is from RefSeq and is a predicted model, not a curated record.